This is a messenger RNA of Scleropages formosus (Asian bonytongue), 6161 nucleotides long. RefSeq names its product paired amphipathic helix protein Sin3a-like. The record is from RefSeq and is a predicted model, not a curated record. Gene Ontology annotation, cellular component: chromatin; Sin3-type complex. Gene Ontology annotation, molecular function: transcription corepressor activity. The transcript has 21 exons. The coding region runs from base 264 to 4085 and encodes 1273 amino acids. Gene Ontology annotation, biological process: negative regulation of transcription by RNA polymerase II. Lineage: Eukaryota; Metazoa; Chordata; Actinopteri; Osteoglossiformes; Osteoglossidae.
CUCCCGACAAGAAGCGAACGGAGGUUGUUUUCUGAGGAGAAUUUUCUUUUAGCGCUCUGGCGUUUUGUUGUUUAUAUUUUUAAGCUGUUAAAUUAUUUUACCAGCCUUGUUUUAGCUUUGAGAGGUUCCUUUCGGCUACGUUUCCUUUUUAAACCCAUAAGAUUGUACAUCAAAAAGAAGAUUGUAAAUAGACAACGAGUCGCCUGCAGUUCACAAGUGUUGCGAGGAGGAGACAUUGAGGCCCUCUCGAUUAUGAAUCCACGAUGAAGAGGAGGCUGGAGGAACAGGAAGCGAUCUUUGCAUCUCAGCAGCGUCGUCUCCCAGGAGGAACAGAAGGUUUCCAGCACCGUGUCCUGGCCCCGGCGCCAGCUGUAUAUGAGGCCGUGGCGGACGGCAUGCAGCCUACCGCCAGCAUCCAGUACUCCGUCCCACAAAGCUACCAGGUUCCCACUGUGGCCCAGAGUUCCAGCAGCCAUGGGCACCCCCCAGGCCCAGCUGCGCAUAGUGGAGGUCACCACCACAGCCCUGCUGCCAACCCCCAUGGGCCCCAAGGAGCGCAAAACCACCCGCAUCCUCCAGCACCCUCUGCCCCCACACAGGGCCAGCAGCAAUUCCAGAGGCUCAAGGUAGAAGAUGCAUUGUCCUACUUGGAUCAAGUGAAGCUACAGUUUGGAAGUCAGCCUCAAGUUUACAAUGACUUCCUUGACAUCAUGAAAGAGUUCAAGUCUCAAAGCAUUGACACCCCUGGAGUGAUCAGUAGGGUCUCUCAGCUCUUCAAAGGACACCCUGAUCUCAUCAUGGGUUUCAACACCUUCCUGCCACCUGGCUACAAGAUCGAGGUGCAGACCAACGACCUGGUGAAUGUCACCACACCUGGCCAGAUCCACCACAUAACUCCUCAUGGAAUUUCCGUUCAGAACAUUCCCACAGUUACGACCCCACAGCAUCAGUCUCACCUCGGAUCCUCCCCUUCCACUGCAGCCCUGGCUGCACCUGUUCAGCCUACACCAGCCAAGAUGAGCAAGCCGCUGCAGUCCCCAGCCUUGACCCCCAGCAGCCAGCCCAACCCGUCCAUCCCUCCAUAUGCCUCCCCACGUUCCCCGCCAGUGCAGCCCCAUACCCCGGCAAGCACCACCCCCUCAGGGGCUCCUGUACUGCAGAAUAACCAGCCUGUGGAGUUCAACCAUGCCAUCAACUAUGUCAACAAGAUCAAGAAUCGCUUCCAGGGCCAGCCUGACAUUUACAAGGCCUUCCUGGAGAUCUUGCACACCUACCAGAAGGAACAACGGAAUGCCAAGGAGGCCGGGGGGAACUACACACCUGCACUUACAGAGCAGGAAGUGUAUGCACAAGUAGCCCGUCUCUUCAAGAAUCAGGAGGACCUGCUCUCAGAGUUUGGUCAGUUCCUACCAGAUGCAAACAGUUCUGUGCUGUUAAGCAAGACAACAGCGGAGAAAGUAGAUUCUGUGCGCAAUGACCAUGGCGGCACAGUGAAGAAGCCACAGCUCAACAACAAGCAGAGGCCCAGUCAGAACGGCUGUCAGAUCCGCAGGCACCCCAGCUCUGGGGCCACGCCCCCUGUCAAGAAGAAACCCAAGAUAUCAGGCUUGAAAGACCAGUCGCUGGCAGAAGUCAGUAAACAUGGCAUUGGCAGUGAGUCACUGUUUUUUGAAAAGGUGCGAAAGGCCCUCCGGAGCUCCGAGGCUUAUGAGAACUUUCUUCGGUGCCUGGAUAUCUUCAACCAGGAGGUGAUUUCUCGUGCAGAGCUGGUACAGCUAGUGCUGCCUUUCCUGGGAAAAUUCCCAGAGUUAUUUAACUGGUUUAAGAACUUCCUGGGAUACAGGGAGUCAUCUCACAUCGAGAGCUUCCCUAAGGAGCGGGCCACUGAAGGUAUUGCAAUGGAGAUAGACUAUGCCUCUUGCAAGAGGCUUGGCUCUAGCUACAGGGCACUUCCCAAGAGUUACCAGCAGCCCAAGUGCACUGGGAGAACACCGCUUUGUAAAGAGGUUCUGAAUGAUACAUGGGUGUCAUUUCCUUCGUGGUCUGAGGAUUCCACCUUUGUCAGUUCCAAAAAAACGCAAUACGAAGAGCACAUUUACAGAUGUGAAGAUGAGCGGUUUGAGUUGGAUGUCGUCCUAGAGACGAAUCUAGCCACAAUCCGUGUACUAGAGAUGGUGCAGAAGCGGUUGUCCCGCAUGUCAGCUGAAGAGCAAGCCAGGUUCCGGCUGGACAAUUGCCUGGGCGGCUCCUCUGAGGUCAUCCAUCGCAAGGCUAUACACAGGAUAUAUGGGGACAAAGCCCCCGAUAUCAUUGACGGUCUGAAGAAAAAUCCUGCUGUGUCCGUCCCUAUCGUGCUGAAGAGGUUAAAGGUCAAGGAUGAGGAAUGGAGGGAAGCCCAGAGAGGCUUCAACAAGAUCUGGAGGGAGCAGAACGAAAAGUAUUACCUGAAGUCAUUGGACCACCAGGGCAUCAACUUCAAACAGAAUGACACCAAAGUCUUGCGCUCAAAGUCUUUGCUCAAUGAGAUUGAGAGUAUAUAUGAUGAGCGACAGGAACAGGCAUCAGAAGAGAACGGUGCCCCUCCAGCUGGUCCUCAUCUGACACUGACCUAUGAGGACAGCCAGAUCCUGGAAGAUGCUGCCGCCUUGAUCAUCCAUCACGUUAAGCGACAGGCUGGCAUCCAAAAAGAUGACAAAUACAAGAUCAAACAGGUGGUUCACCAUUUCAUUCCCGAUAUGCUGUUUGCCCAGCGAGGGGAGCUGUCUGACCUGGAGGAGGAAGAGGAGGGGGCAGAACUAGAUGAGGGUGGCAUCAAGAAGCACAAUGGCAUGGCAGCUGGCGGAAGCCCAGCCAAGUCAAGGCUGCUGUUCAGCAAUACAGCUGCACAAAAACUACGCGGAUUGGAGGACACCUACAACCUUUUUUUUGUGAACAACAACUGGUACAUCUUAUUGCGUCUGCACCAGACGCUGUGCUCGCGGCUGCUGCGCAUCUACUCGCAGGCAGAGCGGCAGAUUGAAGAGGAGUGUCGGGAGCGUGACUGGGAACGGGAGGUGCUUGGCCUCCAGCGGGACAAGAACGACAACCCUGCUGUUCAGCUCCGACUCAAGGAGCCUAUGGACAUCGAGGUAGAUGACUACUACUCCGCCUUUCUGGAAAUGGUGCGCAACCUUCUGGAUGGCAACAUGGAUGCUUCCCAGUAUGAGGACUCUCUACGUGAAAUGUUCACAAUCCACGCCUACAUUGCAUUUACCAUGGACAAGCUUAUCCAGAGCAUUGUCAGACAGCUCCAGCAUAUCGUAAGCGACGAGAUCUGUGUUCAGGUGACUGAUCUGUACCUGUCUGAGAGCCAAAACGGUGCCACAGGAGGCACCCUGUCGACUCAAGCCUCUAGGACAGCGAGCGAGAUGUCCUACCAACGUAAGGCGGAGCAGCUCAUGUCUGAUGAAAACUGCUUCAAGCUGAUGUUCAUAAAGGCUAGGGGGCAAGUGCAGUUGACAGUGGAGCUUCUUGACACAGAGGAGGAGACCUCUGACGAGCCUGCUGAAGCAGAGCGCUGGUCAGAUUACGUGGAGCGGUACUUGAACUCAGACUCCACCUCUCCAGAGCUGCGUGAGCACCUGGCACAGAAGCCAGUCUUUCUCCCCAGGAACCUGCGGCGAAUACGCAAGUGCCAGCGAGGGCGAGAACAGCAAGAAAAGGAGGCCAAGGAAGGUGGGAGGAAGUCGGCAGACAGAGCAGACAAUCUCGCAAAGAUGGAAUGCAUGUUCAAGCUCAACUCCUACAAGAUGGUAUAUGUCUUCAAGUCAGAGGACUACAUGUACAGACGCACUGCCCUGCUGCGAGCCCACCAGUCGCACCAGAGGGUGAGCACACGGCUGCAUCGGCGCUUCCAGGCCUGGGUGGAUGACUGGCUCAAGGAGCAUGUGACACCAGAGAUGACUACCAGCUGCACCAAGUGGCUCAUGGGAGAGGGUCGAGAAGGACUGCUGCCCUGCACCACCACCAGGGAGCCUGAAAUUGUACACUUUAUGAGCAUCAACAAAUACCGUGUCAAGUACAGCGCAGCGAGCAAAGCACCAUAGCCUGCCGGGGAAGGGGUGGAAGGGGGAGAGAGACGAAGGGACAGUUAUUUUUCAGAAGAACAGGGUGACAAAGUGUCACCUCAUCAUAUUGCCAGCUGAUCACCUUUUUGUUUCUCUUUGUUUUUAACAUUUUAGCUGUACCUGCAUGCUGCAGGCCCUUGGUGCCAAAACUGAGUCAUCCCAUUCAACGAAACACCUGCCCACUCUUAGUGCAGCUCCAAUCAGCUGCUCAGUAAAUUGAAAUCACCGGAUUCACCAGUAUAAAUAACUUCUCAGGAGCUUUGGUUUGCAUCAGUGACACCUCGGAGAGCCACUGAUAGAUGGGGCUACUAGAUACCUUCUGACACAAUGUCAAGUGCACUUUUGUCAGGUGGUUGUACAUUUGGGUGGUUAGGAAUUGAUAGGCUUGUAAAUGUCUAAAUCCAUCCUAAACUGAAUGUUCUUAAAUGUGAAGUGAUAUGCACAAGCGUAAAGGUAAGAGGGAUUUACUUUCUGCAAGAACUGUACAUUUCUUGCCAGGAGUGGUUGAAAUAUGCCCUUAACUUUUUGUCCCCAUCUUAUUUUCAUAUUCCCCUCAUUGAUGCGUUGUGUUCAAUGAGUUCAUUUUCACAACAGAUGAUUGAAGUCAUGAUUUGCAGUAUCUCUGUUUGAGCGAUUUAAUUCGCAUUUCCUUUCGCAAGGAAAAUGGUAAACACAAUAUAUUGCCUGUUUAUCUGAGGCAGCAUUAACAGAUCUAUAUUUCAGCCACAGCUGCAGAUUGUGGUUUAUGGAGAGAAGUUAUCAGAACAAUUAAUGUGAAAACAUAUACUUAAUUUAGUCAGACACUUGUGUGGUUUCUGGCAACACACUGUAAAGUUGUAUAGCUUGUGAAUGUCAGUUUGACAUUUAUGUAUACUGGUAUGUAUAAUCAAAACUAACUCUGACCUCUGUGGUGCAGUACUCGAGUUUCCGGCAUUACCCUAUACCAGCACAUCCAGCUAGAACACUCAGAACGAUAGAAAUGGUUGAUAAUGUGUACGACCCACACAUUGCAGACUCUUUGUAAAUUAACUGUAAAUAGUGCAACCUUUUUUAUGACAAAUCUGCAUUGGUUUGUUAGCCUGCAUCAAAAAGCUUUCAGUGAACUUUAGUGAGAGGUGGCUAAGGUUAGUACAUAUAAAAAAAACAGAUUUACAAGACAGUUUAUUACAGUUUUUACCAAAGGGAGUUUAUUAAAGUUAUAGCUUCUUCUGUUACUUUAUUUUUUAGUAGAAAAAAAUACAAAAAAGUUUCAUUUGAAAGGAGAAAUGUCCAGAAUUUUUGAAAUGGAGGUUUUUAUAAAAACAUCCUUUCGUGAAUUUACAAGUGUAAAUUUUGCUUCAGUUUCAGACUGUAGUAUCACUGCCCAUUUGGAUAUCUUUAUUACAUGUCGGAAAAGAACAAGAAAGACUCAUUUUACCCUUGGAAGGAUUACACCAUGAAACUUGACAAGAGCAAAAAGUGUUGUGUGUACACUGUGGUUACAAUUUUUGCUGAAAGUAUACAUGAGAAUUUGUAAAACAAAUUAGAAAAGCAUGUCUUUUUGUGGAUCAGUAUAGCCCCUUUAUUUCAAUAGUAUUCAAUAUUUCUAAUAAAAAGGACACUUGCAGCUCAUUCAUCCUGUGUGUUCGGCCGGUUGUCCAGUUUCCUGCCCAGCCCACGUUUUGCAUAUAUCUUGUGUUUAUGCUGAAUUUUUUUUUAGACUGCCAUCUUCACUGUGUUUUUAAUCAGUUUAGUUGCACGGAGAAAGUGGGAAUUGGAUAUUUUUAGAAUUUUUUAUUUUUAAACAUCCACCCCCAAUUUUAUUAAAUUGCUUGGAAGUCGUGGAGUUCGGAGUUAAUUUCUCAUCUGCCUUCCACACACAACCCUAAUGGAGAUGCUGCUGUAAAUCUCCACAAAAUCUGAACCUGUAUCUGGUUCUGACCAUGCAGUGCAAAAACUAAAUAUCACCAAGGAUCACUUGGAAUUGCGUCCCAUACGAAAACUGCAUUUAUGGGCCCUUUCUUGUUCCCGUUUCAUAGCCACAUGUGUGAAUAUGGCACUGCAGUACAGCCCCCC